AUGGUGAAAGUGAGCAAAGAAGUGCAGCAAAAGCCUCACUGGAAGGGGGGAUUGAAGGUGGUUGCAGAAAGCUUCACGAGAGCAACAAUGGUGGAUUUGGGAGAGAAAGUUAGAGAGAGGAAAAGUUGGGAGCUUGGGAACGAGGAUGCAAAAGUGAAAAGACGGAAAAAGAGAAGGGAUUUUGAUCGAAACCACGGAAUGGCGGCAAAAUUACAAUCAAUGUGCCUAGGGCGACGUGCUUGUCAGACGGCGCACGCACAAGUGAUGCGACUUGAUGGCGCGUGCCAGGCGAUCCAGCAUGCUCAUUUCUUUGCAACGAAAGGCGAGGCUUUCAAGAAAGAAUUGGUCCGCAAGACCAAAGAGGUUGCUAGCUUCCUCACCUCCCUCAAUAAUGUCGAGGCAAAAAUGAAGAUGCUGCUGGAUCAAGCCAAGGCUGCCAAACAAGCUCAAGAUCAAACUAAGGAAAAGGCGGAGGCUACUGAAGCGGUUCCCGAUUUACUGAGGGCUGAGGCCAAAGAAUCCAAAGCCAAAAUUACCAAAGCCGAGGCGGAGUUGCGAGAGGCCCUAGCGACCAAGGCAGUCAAAAUUAAGGUAGCUGACGAAAAGGCCUACACCGAAAGUCAAGCCAAUGUGCGUGACGCCUACAAGGAACAAGUAAACCAAGCCUGCAACCGAGGAUUGGGUGACGAAGCCGAUGAAGAGGUAACCGACGCAAAGGAUGCCGAAGAAGAGGAACUGGUUACUGAUAGGGACAAGUCUCCAACAUUGAAUGAUCAAGUCCUGGACUUGACUCAUGAUGAGGAAGAAGACUUGGUUUACAAAGGUGCCUCUCCCAAACAAACAACUUCCGAGGCCGAGGUCCAGGCAGCCGAGAAAAGCUUGGACCAGACCCUUUCAGAAAUUGACACCGAGAUAGUGGCGGAGAAGGAAACCAUAUUGCCAACCGAGGUUGACACAACGCCAACAGCCGAGGUUGAGCAAUCUGAGAUCAGUGCCCAUAAUUCCAACACUUAG
Molecule: messenger RNA, 1014 nt
Organism: Camellia sinensis
Lineage: Eukaryota; Viridiplantae; Streptophyta; Magnoliopsida; Ericales; Theaceae
Source: RefSeq, a predicted model, not a curated record